Molecule: messenger RNA, 2313 nt
Organism: Cheilinus undulatus (humphead wrasse)
Lineage: Eukaryota; Metazoa; Chordata; Actinopteri; Labriformes; Labridae
Gene: rerg
Product: RAS-like, estrogen-regulated, growth inhibitor
Exons: 5
Coding region: 344-946 (200 amino acids)
Molecular function (GO): GTPase activity; GTP binding
Source: RefSeq, a predicted model, not a curated record
UCCGUGUAUUUCCACUGACCUCCUGUUUCAGGGACUCAUUCAUCCAGCGGAGAGCUGCAGUGUCCGCACAGAGGCUUCCCAUCCAGCCGUCUGUCCAUCCAGCUGAAAGCUCCAUCCAGAGGCACGCUGCGACACCUGGGAAGGUCACACGGAUCAUUUUUGUUAGGAGGACCUGGCAACUUUUUAAAGAUUUUCUCCAUCCAUCAGCGUUGCAUCACCGGGAGAUUCUCACUACAUUCAGCGGCUGCUGACGCUGCUUCCUCCUGUGUGGACGAGAGGAUGGAUGGCUGACCUUGGAGCUUGCUGAUUGGUUCCCUGAUCCUUCCUGGUUGCAGCUGCUGUCAUGGCCAAAAGCCCGGAGGUGAAGCUGGCUGUCUUUGGAAGAGCAGGAGUGGGCAAGUCAGCUCUGGUGGUGAGAUUUCUGACAAGACGCUUUAUCUGGGAGUACGACCCAACUUUAGAAUCAACAUACCGUCACCAAGCCAACAUUGAUGAUGAGAUUGUUACCAUGGAGAUUCUGGACACUGCAGGCCAGGAGGACAUCCAGCAGAAGGAGGGCCACAUGCGCUGGGGAGACGGAUUCGUCAUUGUGUACGACAUCACAGACCGAGGAAGCUUUGAGGAGGUGGGACCCCUACGGAGUCUCCUAGAAGAGGUGAAGAAGCCAAAAAACGUUCCUCUGGUCCUUGUGGGCAACAAGUCCGAUCUGGACCAUGUCCGGCAGGUUGGCACGGAAGAAGGCGAGCGGCUGGCAGCUGAAAUGGCGUGUGCCUUCUAUGAAUGUUCAGCAUGUGCCAACGAGGGCGGCGCCGUUGCCGAGGCUUUCCACGAGCUGUGCCGCGAAGUGAGGCGCCGCAAGGCUGUGCAAGGCAAGGCCAGACGCCGCAGCUCUACCACACACGUCAAACAGGCCAUCAACAAGAUGCUGACCAAGAUCAGCAGCUAGGGAAGAGCCUCAGUACUGUCAGAAAUGCAAGGAAUAUACUUUUCUGUCAUGUACAAGUUUCAACCAAAUGUUGGCUCAGAAAUGGACAAAAUGAGACUGAAUUCCUGUGGAAUGUGUCGUUUACAUACACUCUUACAAUCUUACUUAAAGGGUUAUAAUGUGUAUAAUGAUACGCCCUUAGUAGUAGGACCUUAUAAAAGAUUCCUCAUCCAAACAUUUUAGCUUUUACAGAAUAAAAUGAACCUGGAUACAGGCCAGAUCAUUUAAGUAUUAUUAAAAUAUGGUAAGGUUCUCAACUUUUUAUUUCAUCUUCUAAUCCAACUCAGUAGAAAGCCAAAUACAAGUUUACAAAGAUGCAUGCAGGCUGUUUUGUUUGGCAUGUCAAAAAUGUGAGCAUUGACGUAUAUUGGACAGUAGUUUCCUCUAUUCUAUCUGUAGGGGGUUCUUGUGAUGUUUUUCUGCCCACGUGUGAUUUGUCCUGAACCACUUAAAGCAACAAUAUGUAACUUUUCCACCGUAAAAUAGCAGUGUCAUAGAAAUGCGCAUAAACGGCUAAAGUCCGAUCCCCUACUAGUAGGUGUAAAUUAAUAUUUAUAUCUUUUAUCAGUUCGGGUCAACAAAUCCAGUCACAUUGUUAGUCUAAAAUGUUACACAGCCGCCCGCUACUAAUACUCCCUGAAGCUGUGCUUAAUGGCUACUGCUUUGUGCUCUUUAGCCCCAUGUAAACAAUGCUAAACUGUUAGCACUGAUAGCAUUUCAUCAGAACAGCACUGUUUAGCAAUUUUUUAUGUAGAUAUGGGGAUAAGAUUGUACAUAGACUGUACAAGGUUAUACUCACAUACAUAACUCAAGCAUUCAGCACAAGAAUAUGGAUGUUAACCAGCAAACAGGACUGAUAGCACUGCUAUCACUAGCUACAUAGCUACUUCUGUCAUCAGUGUAUGAAUGGUUGGAAAGGGGUAAGUGUGGCCUGUAGUGUAAAAAGCACUUUAUAGAAGAGCACUAUCCAAGUUCAAGUUCAAUCUCAAGUCCACCUAGCAGUGGGCUGGGGUUCUCUUGCAAAAAAAUGCAUGUUACCUAAUGGCUCUUGUUGAUAUGAUAUGGACCACUGGUUUUCACCUUUUUCUCUGGUGCCUGCCCCCCCCUUGUCUGAUGCAAUGUUCAUGUAUGUAAUGUGUCUGACCAAGAUUUAAGAAAUAUUGGUAGGGUUCAGGCCCCAGAUGGCUCCUCUCGAAGACUGUUCAUGUGAGAUGCCAUGCCCGUCGGAACAGAAAUACACUACAUUAUUCCUAUAGUUUUAGUAAUAGGUUCGUUACCUUGAGUUGUUGGUACAAGCUAUUUUUAGAUUGGCGCUGCCGAGUUCGGAC